CAGAAACAGGAGCCACCGAGAAAGACCGCAGGCUAUCCAUGAUCCUAUGUGGAUCUUACCUAAAUUAUUUAAUAUUGCUGCACAGUGAACACUAUACAAAUAAACAUGCAGCUCAGUUAACAAUAAAAGAAAGUUUUCCUUUAAUUUAUUAUUUAACGUCUUUCCACCCCAAAUACAUCUGAAGUAACGUGAGUUUAUUAACUUUCAGUGCCUCAUAAUUAAACAUCAGUUGUUUGCUUUAAGGAUAAAUCUGUUUUGUUUUUGAUUUGUUUUUUGUGGGGGUUUUAUGAUAAUCUUCUCAGUUUCCAAGUUCUCAAAGACAUUUACAAAGUAAAGCCCAUUAGUGUUACAGGAGAUAGAAUACGUGACAGUUUAAUCUGUUUUUAAAGGAACAGGUCUAUAAAUUUGCAAAGAUUGAAAAGCAGGAAAUAUUCUGGAGAUUAAAAGGUGACACUUUCUUCAACACAUCCAUCCUCUUCUACUUAUCUGAUCCAGGGUUACCUAUCUCAGACAGAGUGAGAGGCAGGGAAUACUUUGAACAGGUCACUAGUUUAUCACAAGAUUCACAUGUAGAGAAAGACAACCAUUCACACUUACAGCCACCAAAUAACCCAACCCAGGCAUGUCUUUGUGACAAAGACAUUGUAUCCAAAAAGAAGCUACAAAAACACAGGGGGAAAAAAACACCCUGCAGAGUCUGGAUUCAACCCAGGACCUUCUUGAUGUGAGGCAACAGUGAUGACCACCAUACCACUGUCCCACAGGUUCUUGUAAGACUUCUAUUUAAAACAACUGAUGAAACCUUUAGGGAGUGCAGAAAAAAACACGGCAUUAACAAUAUUUGAAACCGUCUCAUAUCUAAACACACAGGAGAAAACACAGAUAACAGAUUCUUUAUAUUUACUUUGUUGAACAGCACUGUUGCAACUGUCUCAACAUCUUCAGCACAGUUGCAGUUUUGCAGACAACAACAUGUAAAAUUAGUCUUUUAGGAAGAAUGUGGGGAUAGAGCUGUGUAGUGUCACAAAAGGAGGUGUCCCCAUUACGUUUAUUACAUCACCUGACAUAUAAACAUGAGCACAAAAGUGAACCACUGAAACUAAUUUUUCUGUUCAGCACUGUAAAUAAAUAGGUUUGAUUUGUUAUCUUAAUAAAAAGCUUUUUUUUUUUUGUAAAUUCAAGGAUGACAACAAUAAUUAUAUUUUAGCAUUAAAUAAGCACACUGGUGAAUUUACUAUUAGACAAACAUAAAAGUGAUUUUGCUAAUCAUCAGUAUUGUUAAUUUAGUGUAACUGUGGCAUAAACCUUACAUUUAGGUGGUGUUCUAAUAAAUUUGUUAAGCAUUGUAUGUCCUGCUCUUGGUGUCAGUUUGCAUUAAUUUGAUGGGAAAUGCCCUCUAAACGUGAGAAAAUGCAGUAAAUUAUUUUAUGAUUUCAUCUCGUGAGGGUAAAAGUUUGUUUGGAGAGGAUAAAUUCUUCAGGGAGCUUACUUAAACCCCCACCAGGUGACAAACAAGCUCCUACACAUCCUGUAGCCUAAUCCUCUUACAGAACUGGAUAAAUAACCCAUGGAAAAAUCGUGAACUCAAAGGGGCUAUGGAUAGACUAAAGUCUCCUUCAGAGAAAUAAAUGAAGAAUGGUAAGUCGAGCCGUUAAGAUGGCCCAGUUAAGAAACACGCAAUCUCCCCAGUGUGACAGCAUUAAUCAUCAGUGACGUUCUGAUGAUUAACCAGCCAGAAAAUCAUUUUGUUGGUGUUGGGAACUCAGCAAAUCCAAAUCGGUUGGUCUGAUGGAGGCAUGACGCUUAUCCCGCCUGUAAAUAUGUUUAUGGUUCAGUUUACUCACGGGGAGUAAAGGGUUUAUCCAUACAGCUCACUUCAGGAUUACAAACGGUAUAAAUACUGGAAGCGCUCCACUCUCCGUUCAGUCUGCGCCAGCUCUCACGGUACCGUUACGCACGGAUCACGGACACCCAGACAAUUCAUCUCGUUGUUAAAAAAGAGACUGACACGAAGUCAGACUAGAAAUUGUCAGCGCAGCACUCUUAGCUUUCCUGUGAAACUUUCUGGGAAUAAUCAGGACUAUGUCUGUGGUGAGCGCAGUGCCUUUCCUGAAGCCUCUCCACAUGCGCUCUCCGGUGCCUCAGGGCCGCCGCCACACGCUGCCGGCCAGCGAGUUCCGCUCCCUCAGCCCGGAAGAUGCCAUCAGUGUGUUCGAGAUUGAAAGAGAAGCUUUCAUCUCUGUCUCCGGUGAGUGUCCUCUCCACCUGGACGAGGUGCGUCACUUCCUCACUCUGUGUCCUGAGCUGUCUCUUGGCUGGUUCGAGGAGGGACGGCUGGUGGCUUUUAUCAUCGGUUCACUGUGGGACCAGGAGAGGCUUACCACGGACGCCCUUACGCUCCACAAGCCUCACGGGACCACCGUUCACAUCCAUGUCCUGGCCGUCCACCGGACCUUCCGCCAGCAGGGAAAAGGCUCCAUCCUGAUGUGGCGUUACCUGCAGUACCUCCGCUGCCUGCCCUACGUCCGCCGCGCCGUGCUCAUGUGUGAGGACUUCCUCGUCCCCUUCUACCAGAAGUCAGGCUUUAAAGUGCUGGGCCCCAGCAACAUAACAGUGGGGCCCCUUAACUUCACAGAGAUGUUCUACCCCGUGAGGGGUCACGCCUUCAUGCGGCGCAACAGUGGCUGCUGAAGACACACAGACUCUAUGUGGAUUCUCUAUAGCUGUGAAUGGAGGUGAAGACCCCUGAGAAACGGGGAACAGGGGGCACGUGAUGAGCCGUGCAGUGAGUGUCUGUGAUCAUCGCUGUCUGUGAGUGAAGCCUGUUUGUUAGGCAGGAAGUGAGGCGUGAAUUCUGACCCUGAGUCUGCAGAGAGCCAAAAACAGAGAGAUGCUAAAAGCAGCCGUUUGCAAAAGUGUCCUGAAAGUAAGCUUUGAUUUGCAUUUUAGUGAGUUAGUUACACAAAAAACAGAAUCCCAAAUCUUUAUUUUGAUAAACGCUGGACAUUUAUUAAUUGUAUCCAACAGAACUGCUGCCUUCUUUAUUUCCUUCUUGUCUUCUUUUUUUAAACAGUGAGGACAAGUUUAAAUAAUAAAGCUAAUUUCUUAAGUAAUUCUCCAUUAAUAUGUAACAGCUGUAGAAGAUUACUGAUUAUGUGACACUAAAGUAAUUUUAUAACUACAUGCCAAAGUAAACAAAGUCACCUUCAACAGUUAAAAUGACAAAGGAGAGAUAUCACAGCAAGGCUAAAUAUUAACAUUUAAUUUAUAUUAAGACUUCAGUGACCCUGUGACUGACCGUUUAUAAAUCGGACGUGUGGCACUUUAAAAGUCUGUCUUCUUUAUGGUCUCGUCAACUUUUUCUUAUUGACAGCCACCACUUUUGCCUCGGAGUCUUAAAUCAAGACAAACUAAUUUUUACACUGUUUUGUUCUAAUAAAGGUUUUAUUUUCUAA
Molecule: messenger RNA, 3455 nt
Organism: Oreochromis aureus
Lineage: Eukaryota; Metazoa; Chordata; Actinopteri; Cichliformes; Cichlidae
Gene: aanat1
Product: arylalkylamine N-acetyltransferase 1
Exons: 4
Coding region: 2083-2691 (202 amino acids)
Biological process (GO): circadian rhythm; response to light stimulus
Cellular component (GO): cytoplasm
Molecular function (GO): aralkylamine N-acetyltransferase activity
Source: RefSeq, a predicted model, not a curated record